Molecule: messenger RNA, 6053 nt
Organism: Lates calcarifer (barramundi perch)
Lineage: Eukaryota; Metazoa; Chordata; Actinopteri; Centropomidae
Gene: srebf2
Product: sterol regulatory element binding transcription factor 2
Exons: 20
Coding region: 262-3798 (1178 amino acids)
Biological process (GO): positive regulation of cholesterol storage; positive regulation of transcription by RNA polymerase II
Cellular component (GO): nucleus
Molecular function (GO): DNA-binding transcription factor activity, RNA polymerase II-specific; RNA polymerase II cis-regulatory region sequence-specific DNA binding; protein dimerization activity
Source: RefSeq, a predicted model, not a curated record
UUUGUGAAUGACGUAAUGAGCGUAAAACAAGAUGGCGCCGUCUUAAGCAUAAAUCGGUGUGAAUGAGUUUAUCGACGGAAAAGUCUGCCUCACUUGAGGCUUUAGUGUUGUUACACGGUUGUUCUGGAAAAGAAUAAUCUUCACGACCAGAUAAGUGUGUGGUAGGCGUUGCUGAACGCCAAAGAAUAGCCUGCGGACGUUGUUUCUUUUCCCCUGCGACCCUCCGGUGACAGCCGGAGAGGCGAGCUGCUGACAGACAGGAUGGACGGCGGAGAAUACAUAGAGACCAUGGACUCGACUCUAGCGGAAUUAGGGGACGAAUUCACCCUGGGAGACAUCGACGAGAUGCUGCAGUUUGUCAGCAACCAAGUGGGGGACUUCCCAGACUUGUUUGAGGACCAGAUGACCUCAGCAGGCUCACUACAGAGCGGUGGCGCCAGUGUUACCCCACGUCUUGCCAUUCAAACCCCUCAAAACCCCCAGACUCCCCAGACACCAAUCCCUGUCACCUACCAGAGCUCCAGCGUAAGCCUCACCGCCUCCCAGACACUGUCGCCCCAGUCAGUACCCCUCACCCCUCCCCUCACUCCUGCCCAGACUCCAUCCCCCACCACCACCUCCUCAGGGCAGCAGCAGGUGACCCGCAGCCCUCCGCUCCUUCAGCCACGGCCUCAGGUGGUCCAGCCCAUCCAGCCUCAGCCCCAACAGACAGCCCAGCCUGCCAUCCAGAUGCACACCCAGGGAAUCCCUAUGCAGACCCAGAGCUUUCCGGUCCACACCCUGGUUCAGACCCACUGCCAGACACCCUUGCCCAUCCAGACCCAGGCUCCCCAAACUGUGAUGAUUACCUCCAAUGGUGGGCAGUCACGUUUCAUCCAGAACCCUGUCAUCUGCCACCAGAGCCCUGCUCCUGGUUUCCAAGUCCUCCAGCCACAGGUGCAGAGCAUUGUGACAUCACCACAGCUCCAGCCAGUGACCAUUCAGCAUCAACGCGUUCUGACUCCAACAGGUCAAACCAUACAGACUCUCUCUACAGCGCCGACCACAGUCCACACUGUGCAGCAGCAGGUGCAGCAGGUGCCUGUUCUGGUCCAGCAGCCUCAGAUUCUGAAGACAGAUUCACUGGUUCUCACAACACUCAAACCAGAUGGCACACAGGUGCUGUCUACCAUGCAGAGCCCCACAGGGAUCACCACCUUGACCACGCCCAUCCAAAACACAGCUCUGCAAGUCCCGACGCUGAUGAGCAGUAACAUCCUGACCACCGUCCCCGUCAUGAUGGGAGGAGGAGACAAGCUGCCGAUCAAGCAGCUACAGCCAGGCUCCACCCACUCUACAAAUGGAGCCAGGUCAAAUGUAGAGCAGGGCCAGGUGAUGACAGGAGGAGUAGGCCCAGGAGGAGUGGUGAAAGAGGGAGAGAGGAGGACAACCCACAACAUCAUCGAGAAGAGAUAUCGGUCCUCCAUCAACGACAAAAUCAUCGAGCUUAGAGACCUGGUCAUGGGCAAUGACGCAAAGAUGCAUAAAUCUGGGGUGCUGAGGAAGGCCAUUGACUACAUCAAAUACCUGCAACAGGUCAACCACAAACUACGACAGGAGAACCUGGCCCUUAAAAUGGCAAACCAGAAGAACAAGCCGGUGACACUAUCUGAAGAUGUGGAGCUCAAACAGGAAAUAGUGAUGAUGUCACCCCCAGCCUCGGACUCUGGUUCAGGUUCCCCCCACCAGUUCUCUCCUUACUGUGUUGACUCAGAGCCAGGCAGCCCCUUACUGGAUCACGAUCAGGUGAAGAGUGAGCCAGAUUCUCCCUCCUCUGUUGGAGUGAUGGAUCGUUCUCGACUGCUUCUCUGCGCCCUGACCUUUUUCUGCCUGUCCUUAAACCCACUGCCCUCUCUUCUGGGCUCUGAAGACUCAGGAAGCCACACCCUAUCCACGGGCCAUGGGCCAUCUAGGACGCUUGUCUGGUUCCCAAGCCACACGCAGGACUUUGCAUCCUGGCUGCGGUGUCUGUUGCCAUGGGUGAUGGUGUGGGUGCUGAGCGGGGUGGGUGCAGUGUGGGGUUGUGUUAGGGUGCUCUACCUGUGGGAGCCUGUCACGCCCCUUCACUCCCCAAAAUCUGUGUCUUUCUGGAGGCAUCGCAAACAAGCUGACCUGCAUCUCAACAGGGGAGAUUACACAGCAGCAAUGGCUAGUUUAGAGACCUGCUUGUCCGUCUUGACUAGAGCUCUCCCCUCAACCAAUCUGGACCUGGUUUGCUCACUGUCCUGGAACGUGAUUCGCUACUGCUUGCAUCGUCCAACUCCUCUGGGUUGGCUGGUUCACCAGGUCAGAGGAAAGCACGAGGGAGAGGAGGCGAGGACUAGCGCAAGAGACGCAGCUCUGGUUUACCACCGGCUGAGCCAGCUGCAGCUCACAGGAAAGCUGCCUCAGCGUAGCAGCCUGUGGGCUUUGUCUCUCUCUCUCAGCGCUGUCAACCUCAGCGAGAGCGCCCAAGGCAAGAUGGCCCCUGCCCAGCACAGCCAGAUCUAUGUCACUGCAGCAACAGCCCUGCGCACCGUGCUGGGCCACCACCUCUCCUGUUUGCCUGGUUACUUGUUGAGCUGUGCAGAGUCUGUAGCCAGCCAAUCAGAGACUAAGCCCAUCCCUGACUGCCUGCGCUGGCUCUUCACCCCAUUGGGCAGACAGUUCUUCCUGAGUUGUGAUUGGUCAGUGAAGUCAGAGAGCAGCGAUGGUGUGUACACUUCUCAGAGAGACCCAGCUGAUCCCAUUGCCCAGCUGCACCGCUGUUUCUGCAGGAAGCUUUUGGAGAGAGCUGUUCACACCCUCAUCCAGCCACAGAGCGACUCUGAAGCAGGCAAACGCAACGACAACACUGGGGAGUUUUCCAGUGCCCUGGAGUUCCUCCAGUUACUGAACAGCUGUACAGAGGACUCUCCCUCCUCUCCUCCUCUCUUCUCAACUCCUCCCAAUCACACCACCACUCCAGUGGGAGACCCAGUGAGUCGUUGGUGGGCUGUGGUCCUGAAGGCUGCCGUGCACUGGCUGCAGGGUGAUGAUGCCGCAGUGAGGUCACUGUUGGCAGAGGCAGAGCGAAUGCCGAGGGCUCUACACACUCUUGACCACCCUCUUCCCAAGGCUGUGCUGCUGCUUUGUAAAGCGGUUCAGAUGAGUCUGUCGCCUCUGAAGGGGGAAGGAGCAGUAGCCUGCCUGUCCCACUGUGACAGAGCCAGCAGCUACCUGCGCCCCAGCAUCUCAGUACCGCUCACCCAGUCUGGGAACUGGCUGAACAAGGGGGUGGAGCUCCUGGUGUGUGACCUUCUGCUGACUUUGAGGACCAGUUUGUGGCAGCGGGGAGGCAGCAGUAACGGAGAGCCUGGCCCGGCCCCUGGAUCACAGUUGGCUGGUUUCCAGAGGGACCUCAGCGCGCUCAGAAAGCUCACACAGUGCUACAGACAGGCUCAACACAAGGUGUUUCUUCAUGAGACCACAGUGAGGCUGAUGGCUGGAGCCAGUCCCACGAGGACUCACCAGCUGCUGGAGCACAACCUCCGACGCAGGACACACAGCUCUUACACAGCCGAAGGUGAGUGUGUCCUGGGCGAGAGAGAGAGGGCUCAUGCCAUCCUGCUGGCCUGCCGCCACCUGCCCAUGCCCCUUCUUACCCCACCUGGGCACCGUGCCCGCCUGCUAGCUGAGGCCAAGCGCACCCUGGAGCGGGUGGGAGACCGCCGGUCCCUGCAGGACUGUCAGCAGAUCUUGCUGCGCCUCAGUGGGGGCACGACCAUCGCAGCCUCCUGAACACACACACACACAGUGCGAGGACAAACACACAGAGAUUAGGGCUACUCACAAUACACUGAAAAAACAUGAUUUCUAAUAUACAUAUAUAAGGAUGUUAACCAGACUCAACUCAUUGACCAAAAACAUAAUUCUAUAGUUGUCACUUAUUCACACCCUCAUUCUGAUCAGGGGCCAUGAAUAACUAUGAAUGGAUUUUUCUUCAAACUGACACACUUUUCAACUGAUCCUUACUGUCACAGCCACAUUUAACUCUCAGCCAUGUAUCCACACCGCAGCUAAACACUUAAACGCUACACACUUGCUCCUUUGAUGCUUAGUUGCACUGUUGCAGUACAAUCACACCACCUUCUGGUCAUUAAUGGUACCAUGCUGGCUAACUGCCUCAUUUUAAACAACAUGCUAAACAACGAGGAAAAUCAGGUUAAAUAGGCCCCAAAGGGAACAGGGACCAUUAUUUCAUAGCUGUUUAAAUUAAUACAAUGCAGCAGUGCAUUGAUUAGCUGUAGGUUACCAAACUGUACAAUCAUUAUUGGCGCAAUACAAAAGCUACAAUAACAGUGUAGUGUCUAACAAACUUUCAAGCUUCAAUUAAGGGCUUCAGAGUAUUCAAGAGUAGACAGCCGAGAUCUGUUAAGCAUGACUGUGCUGUAAGAUGCAGACAGAGAAUAGCUUGCUUUUAACUGUACAGUGCUGAGUAGUGUCUCUUCUUAUCUACCUCAUACAUUGUACAAUGCCAGCAUUGUACUGUGGAGCAAAAUAGGCUACUUAAGCACCAGUCAGUUAUCCUGAAUUUGAAUCAAGUGACCAUUUGAAGUGAUGCUUCAAUCGAGUGCAUCGUCAUUCUAAUAAAACCUUGCUGAGCUGCUUUAUUUAGACUUUAGGUUGCAGCAGUACUAUAGAAAAUUUACUUGCUGUUGCAAGAAUGACAGACAGCUACUGCUGACAUGUUCCUUACUGUCAAACAAGACACGCUGGGAAAUGAUUGGAUUUGCUGAACAUCUAAAUAACAGAGGGAAGCAGUCAAUCAUGGCCCAUAAGAAAACGCCUACCGGCACACACAUUCACAGAAAUUCAUAUACAUAUUAAAUUAAUUGCAUACAAACUCACAAUGUGAUUGUAUAUAGGAUGUACAUAGGCAGAUAAACAAAAGUAGAAUGAACAGGAAGUUCUUACUUACUGCUUGAGAGAAGACGCUAUCACUGUCUGACCAGGAGGGCAAAGUCAGCUGACUUGCCUUUAAAAGUGAUCCACCAAAAAUCAUUUUAUUAUCAAACACUCACCUGCUGUAGCCUUGCAAGGUGGCUUUAAAUCAAUAUCCACUUGCCAGUAAAAGUUCGGGCAAAAUAAUCCACCUCUGCUGUCUAUCUCUGAAAGCCGUCUUUCGAUUCUAUCGGCAGUGAGUGUCUGAUACGCAGAAGAUUUUGUGUGAUGUGUCACACGAUGGUGUGAAAAUUAAAUGAAGAUGGUCUGAACACAGUGAGAAACGUGAGAAAUGACAAUGUCCACACAUAAUGUAAAGCUCUCAAGCAAAAUGGCCUUGAUGUUAUGUUAAGAAAUAUAUUAUGUUUCAUCAUAUUUAGAUUGAUGGAGGAGUUUUAUCUUUGUGAAUUCUUUGUCAACUUUGCUUUUUAUUUGUAAUUGUUGACUUACAUGACAUAGCGCUUCUGUCAUUCCUGUUUUCUGUGCUCUGAUUAUCUUAUUUAAUGGUUAUGUAAUAUUAAUAUAAAUGCUUUUUUGGGUGGGAAGGGAGCAAUUUUGCAAUUUUAUCAUUGUUAUUGUUUUAUGCUGGUUAAAGCAACUGAGGGUCAGAAACUGUCAGAGGGAGAAUCUCUAAUAGGAAGUUGUUGUGUAUUUUAUUACAGAAGUAAAGCCCACAUUUAAACAGUUAAGAUGAUAUUUUAGGAUCAACCUUUGGAACGCACUGCAAUUUCCUUGUUUGUAAAAUACAGGCAAACACACACUUAUGCUAUUAGAAAUUUCCAGAAAUCUGUCUUCCAGGUCAACUCAAACUGUCAAUAAGUAAUGUAUAGAGUCCUGAAAAUACUUAUAUAAGUUUAGAUUUAGCUUUCCUGACUGGUAAAAGUGUGCAAAGAAGAAAGCAUCGCUCAACCAGCCAUUGGCAGGCUGGAGUUUUUGUCUUUUGUUUAUCAUGAUUAUGGGUUUUUUUGCCUCUACCCCUUGAUGUAUUUUAUUGUCUGAAUUUCUGUGUUCAUUUUGAUGUUUGUUUUAUAAUAAAACAACACAUGAUAGUG